AAAAUAUACGGCAACCCUGUACAUUUGGUACCAAUUUUGACAUUUGGAAGUAUUGCGUACGCGUGAAAGAAAUAGACUAAUUGUCAUCGGUAUUUUACAGGCAAGAAGAAGAAAAUGGCUUUCGGUGAUUAUCCAGCGGAAUAUAAUCCAAAGGUUCAUGGUCCUUACGACCCUGCCCGCUUCUAUGGCAAAGCUGAUGUUCCAUUUGGACAAGUGAAACUGGGUGAAUUGGGAUCUUGGCUUGGACGCCGUAACAAGUCUCCAAGCGCAAUUGCUGGUGCUUUCAGCCGUGCCUGGUGGCGUUGGCAACACAAAUAUGUGCAACCAAAACGUGCUGGUAUUGCUCCAUUCUUUCAAAUCACAUUUGCUGCCAUGACAUUCUUCUAUGUCAUCAACUACGGAAAAAUCAUUCACCACAGAAACUACAAAUAUCACUAAACCUUAGCUUUACUACUUGCAGUUUAUCGGAUGCGUUAGUGCUAGCAACUAAGGGCUAUCUUCUUUCAUUAAUAAUUUGGAAUUAAAAAAAAUUAAAUAUAUUUUUUUGUUUUCUGAAUAAAUUAGAAUAAUUUGCGCCGAAUAAAGAACGUGUUCCGAAGUUAUA
This is a messenger RNA of Teleopsis dalmanni, 604 nucleotides long. Its product is annotated as putative ATP synthase subunit f, mitochondrial. Lineage: Eukaryota; Metazoa; Arthropoda; Insecta; Diptera; Diopsidae. The record is from RefSeq and is a predicted model, not a curated record. Gene Ontology annotation, biological process: proton motive force-driven mitochondrial ATP synthesis. The transcript is spliced from 3 exons. Bases 115 to 438 code for a protein of 107 amino acids. Gene Ontology annotation, molecular function: proton-transporting ATP synthase activity, rotational mechanism.